Messenger RNA from Drosophila kikkawai, 2737 nucleotides. RefSeq names its product tipE homolog 4 (gene Teh4). Gene Ontology annotation, molecular function: sodium channel regulator activity. Gene Ontology annotation, biological process: regulation of sodium ion transport. Gene Ontology annotation, cellular component: plasma membrane. The record is from RefSeq and is a predicted model, not a curated record. Lineage: Eukaryota; Metazoa; Arthropoda; Insecta; Diptera; Drosophilidae.
CUGGCAACCCGGGACUCAGUCAGGACCCAGUUGCUGUUGGGAGCGGACGUGGUUGGCCUCCUUUUUCCAGCACAAAGCUAAACAGGAAAAGCAGUACAAAAACGCCAAUAAGAGGACCUCAUAAAGCAUAGACGUCCCAGUUCCUCAACCAGUCUGAAACUCCGUCACUCCUUCACUCCCAAUCCUUUCCUACAACUUCCAGCAAUUAAAAAGUCAAAAGAUAUAUAGGCAAGGCUAACUAAUAUAGAACAGCACCCACCUCAAACAAACAAACAAACAGAGAAGCAAACAAACAACCACCUAUAACCACCACCCAAUCGAACCCACCACCCACCAUAUCCUGUCCAGCAAAAGCACGAACAGAAAUCACCUUGAAAAAGACAAUCGUUGGCGUGGAGCGAGGAGCCCGAGCUACACCAAAUCAACAAGUCGUAAAUUAGCUGUGAAUUAGCCCCCACACCCAGGAAUCACUACCAGGAUACGAAAAUGGCGCGGCGCAAGGACAAGCCGCGCCUGAUACCCGAGCAGGACAAGCGCAUCUGUCGCGCCAUCUGCCUCUGCCAGCUUACAAUGGUGCUGUCCUGCGUGUCCAUCGUCUACCUGAGCGUGGCCAUCUACUCGCCCUCCCUCAAGUGGGUAUAUACCUGGCCACCACCUCCUAUCAUAAAAAUAUGUAUUAUAUAUAUAGAAACCAUAAAUAAUAAUCCACGUUUUAGGGCCUUCAAAUCGGGCUUUGAGCACGACCCGGUCAUGUGCCAGACGGUGGACCGCCAGAUGCCCAAUAACUGUCCGUGGGCCUCUUGCGGUGAAUGGUGUUUAACCAGGACCAGCGGUUUCUGCCCCCAGAUUCACUCGGUGGUGCGAAGGAAUGGCACGGAUAUUCAGCUGAACAACUGCACAAGGGUCACAAACACAUCCUGUGCACAGAUUGACAUGAGUCGCCUGAACAAGUUUAACUGCAACAAUGGCACUGCCUGCAAUAACAUUCGCGGGGUCUUCAACUGCUCCAAUGGUCACUGCAAGAACAUGUCCGAGUUCUUCCUGUGCCACCACAAGGCCGAUGGACAUACGAUCAAUUCGCAGAAGGACAACACCAAGCUGAAUGGUUUCUUCGAGUGUCACGGGGUGCACUGCACCAAGAUCAAGAAGCCCUUUAACUGCGAUCGCUACUGCUCCAAGAUAACCACCGCCAAUGUCAACACCUUGAUCAUGCAUGAGGACAAUGUCAUUGCUGCUGAUUGCGAGAACGCUGUGGCCUUCAACCAGGCCCGCGGUUCGGAGCAUGGUGUGCGCAUUGAGCCCACCGAAUUCUGGAAGGAGGACGAUGGCAACCUGUUGACCAACUGUGCCACCGUCACCCGCGAGUCCGACAACCGCAUCACUGCCACGGAUUGCCUGAAUGGAACCCUGCUGGAGCACGACACUUUGCCCGCCCCCUUCAUGAACUUCACCCAGUUCUGGGCCAUCUAUGAGAACAGCACACGGUCGGUGGACCCAGAGCAGAGGUAUCUGCCGAACCAGGCCAACCUGACCAUUUACCCCUGGAAGAAAUUGUUCAUCAACCUGGAGGGCUGCGUUAAUACGCUUCGCGGCGAAUGCAAGGACUUUGUGGCUCGCUAUGGCAACGAUGGCGACAACAACACGGCCCAGUCACGCUAUCAGUGUUACUAUAACAAGGAUGCGAAUGUGGAGUUUGUGGUGGCACGCUACGACCUGGAUAAGGUGUACAGGGAGCUCCUGGUAUCGCUUAUAGUGCCCAUUGUCCUAUUUGUGGUCUCCUCCAUUUCGCUGUGCAUCAUCACCAAGUCCGUCAAGGUGGGUGACGAUGCCAAAAUGCGUUGCGUGUGUGCCGGCGAUGACUCGGAUAACGAUGAGGUCUUUGGCCCCGGAUUGGCCGGCAACAAGCCACAAGACCAAAUGUACGACACGGACGACGAUGUGGUGUGUGACCUGGAGCAUCAGGCCGUUGGCGGUCAGGAGCUCUCGGACCAUGGACUGCCUCUAGACAGCCACGAGAUGAUAGGCAGCACCAAGUCGCUCAUACCGCUCAGUCCAGCCGGAGACUCCGGAAACACUGAACAGAACUUUGACCAGGAUCAGGACCAGGAGAAGGCCACCACCUGCGAUGUGCCCGAGAAGCCGCUGGUCAUACUUUAAGCGAACAGAGAGGAUGGAUUCCUAGGAGGACCAGCACCAAACUUUAAGAACCUGCGACCAUUGUACAAGGGGAACUGAAUUUAAAUUCUACUCAGCGCAUUUAUACAACGUUUACACGGCAGAGGAUUGGAAAGGAUCUUAACUUUUCUUGGUUAAAAAUAAGGAUAAUCACACAUACUCUAUAUAUAUAUAUACAGCGGCGAGAAAUAUGUAUAUCCCCCGGCAGACAACGAGGCAAAACUCCCAAGAGCUUUAUUUAGAAGAAGAACCAAAAUCGAGAAUCCCCCAUCUACUAACAGUUCCAAAAGAUGCGCCUUAGACGAUUUGCAUUUAUAUAUAUAUAGCAUAUACUGACAUCUGCGGAACCAGAAAUCAAAACACCAGGACAGACCAAAAAAGCGAAUCUCCUCUAGAAAUAGGAUUCAUCCGCCACUCGCCUUAACUCUUGACUUUGUAGCUAUGCAAUAUUCAACAUUUUCUUACUAGUUUAGCCGAAGGAUGAGCGGUACCUACUUAUAUCUGAUGUAUCUGAUACUUAAAUACUCGUAUUAUAGCAAAUAAAACACCACUCGAAACUCUC